This is a messenger RNA of Strongylocentrotus purpuratus (purple sea urchin), 1508 nucleotides long. RefSeq lists its product as uncharacterized. Gene Ontology annotation, cellular component: BRCA1-BARD1 complex. The record is from RefSeq and is a predicted model, not a curated record. Gene Ontology annotation, biological process: protein ubiquitination. NCBI's taxonomy places the organism in Eukaryota, Metazoa, Echinodermata, Echinoidea, Camarodonta, Strongylocentrotidae. The transcript is spliced from 4 exons. Bases 1 to 1134 code for a protein of 377 amino acids.
AUGAAGGAGAUUGAUUACAAGGAACAGCUUAUGGAGCAGCUUGAGCGUGAGACCUGGAAGCUGAGAACCAAAAUUCAACUAGAAAGUGAGAUACGAUCAGCAGAGCAGAAGAAGAAAGCAGAGAAACAUCAAUGGAAUUUCAUUCCUUGGGUGAAUUCUGGAAAACACGCUCAGGGUGGCACAUCACCAUCAUCUGAGCAUAAUUCAACCGGAGGACUGGGAAAGAAUAUAUUACGAGCAGGAGAGGAGCCCCCAGAUGAUGAGUUUGCAGACAUCUUAAAGCAGAUAGCUGACGAUCUUUACGAUGAAGCCAAGAUUGACAGCCUUGGUGGUCAACUAGGAAUCUUACAUGGUGAUAUACAGAGAGCGCUCAUGACCAAUAUGAGGUUCAACCGUGUGACCAGUGAUGGAACUCGGGAAUUGCUGAAACAAUGGAGAAAAGGUGUGUCCAGGGAAGAAGAACGGAUGGAGCUCAAGAGGGCACUCCAAGCUGCUAAGUUGGUCAAUAUUGCAGACCUGUAUCUCAGGGAAGAUACACAGUUGGAUACUGAAUAUGUCAACGAAGACGCCAACGAUCAGCAGCUCUCUACUGGAGAUGAGACCUCUUUAGAACAGUACCAAACCAAAGGACACGAUGACAUACAGGUACGCCGGGGGGCUACAGUAAGCAAUGACCACACUCCUCGAGAUGGGCAUAGAGGAGAUACGGCUUCCAAAAUCCAGGAGGACUUGACGGAUGGAAGUAGGAGUCAACAUCCUGACAAGUCACCGAAGUGCAAUACAGAGAGCUUUAAUGCACCUGAAGUGACUUCUGAAGACGUGCCCUCUGAAGUAGCUCAUGCGGGGGAUGAUAUGACCAACUUAAGGAGCAUUCAACCUUCUGAACCGUCGUCCAUUUAUGAAAUGCAAGUCCUACCUGAAGAUAUGUCUGAUAUAGCCCCUCUGGUAUCCUCUGGUGAGAAACCCAACGAGCGCUCCACCAUCUUGGAUGAAAGUCAUGUAGGUGGAAUCAUAAGUAACGAAGAAGAUCUGAUUUCACAGUUCCUUCUUAUUGAUACAUCCCCGGAGAAAAUAUUGCUCCUUUUCCUCGUAAAAAUAAUAAUGGAUGUUCCCCAGAAGGCGCUCAAUUUAUAAGAAAUCACCAGAAAACCUUCAUCAACCUAAGUUUAUUUACAUUCGUUUAGCUUUCGACGUUUCAGGUCUACUCCGGGACGCCGACUGAUCUUUGACACCAAAUGAUUGUUGACCCGUAAACGUGGUGUUGUGGUCAAGGAACGUCGGGAAACGAACUGCCCUUCUCUGUUAACCUUCAAAGAGCCCUUAGUAAAAUCGGCUUGAUGACGCUUCUCGCAGUGGACGUGUGACGUCCUAUGCGAUUAAUUUUUUAAUACCCAACAAACUGUACACGAGUAUACUUAUAUCAAAGCUUCUUUAAUAUUUCGUUUGUCCCUGUUUUCAUAUAUGUUUCCACGUACUCGUAUAUCUUGACGUACUGGGCGUAUAAUGCA